Molecule: messenger RNA, 5979 nt
Organism: Recurvomyces mirabilis
Lineage: Eukaryota; Fungi; Ascomycota; Dothideomycetes; Mycosphaerellales; Teratosphaeriaceae
Gene: STT4
Product: phosphatidylinositol-4- kinase
Exons: 2
Coding region: 1-5979 (1992 amino acids)
Biological process (GO): phosphatidylinositol-mediated signaling; phosphatidylinositol phosphate biosynthetic process
Cellular component (GO): plasma membrane; cytoplasm
Molecular function (GO): 1-phosphatidylinositol 4-kinase activity
Source: RefSeq, a predicted model, not a curated record
AUGUCUGCGAACAGCGACCAUCACCGAGGGCUUCGAUAUGGGAGGAAGAAGUCAUGCGUGGAAGGCUCGGAAUACAGCUUCUCCGCAUGUCAUGGCGCGUGCGCCUACACGUCCUCCCAAUUCGUUCGCUUCAGCUUGGGAGCACGAAAUACAAUACAAGAGCAACAAAUAUUGUCUGCGUUGCGGGCGAGUAUGGUCUUCACUCGCCGAGCGACCCGCCGCGAUGCUCUGGUCAAGCUCGCAACGUUAUCGGCGCAGACAGCUGGAUCUGUACAUGCAGACCAUGACGGCGACAUCGAGAAGCUGUGUCAGCUACAUCGGCCAUCCGAAUCACAUGCGACCAAUGGGAGGAAUGGUGGAGAUGUCAAGGGUCAAGGAGCAGCAGCUAUACCUAUGAGUAUCCGAGAACUGGAGGUUCUGAUUGCUCUGUGCAGGGCCGCGCCAGCAGUGAGAGUGACAAGUGAUGCUGCGCACUUGUUGAAUCAGCUAUCGCCAUAUCUCUCAGAGGCCCACAAGCAGACACUAAAGCCUUCGCCGCUACAGCAGCACCUGCCACCGUGGGAGACCUUGUCACACGAUCUGGCGAGUGCAGUGCUGUCUAUUGGAUUGCACCAUCCAUCCCUUCGGCAACAGGCACUAUCAUGUGUGGACACCACGAUCGAAGAGCUCACGACCAGCACAGGUAAGGCCAUCUGGAUGAAACCUCGGGCGGACGGCGUAACUGGUCCGGAUGUUGCCCAGCAGUGUCUGCCAGCGGUACUGUUGGGUGCGUCUCUACUCGGAUUCAUGGAAGCCCUCGCGCAGCAUGUGCAAGUAUGGACCCAGGAGCAACGUAUCGCGCUUCUUCAACGGCUCCGGUACUUGUUGUCUGAGAAAUUUAUGGUGUCUUUCGAGGGAGCUCUUUCUGCCGUGCGCAAUGCUUCUACUGGCAGUAGAGCUGUCAAGGAGUGGCGACGAUGGGUUCGUCACUACGCUGCCCAAGCCCGGCCACUGGGUGCUAUGCUGCUUCAACAAGCGUUUAUGAAAAUCGUGGAGCAGAGCUCGGUCCUACUCGUAUCUCAUUUACAGCCAAUCCCUGGUAAGACGAUGCUGGAUGUACUCAUGAUGCGCGAUCAAUUAGUGGAUCGUUCCGGCCCAAGGCCGUCGUCGGAACUGCUCGAGAGCCUUGCCGAGCUGAUUGUGGAGGAAAUGAGCUUGCUGGAAGCGGACGCGGAUUACCUGCAGGUCAGCUCAAGCUGGCAGCAGCGCCUUACACUGGACGUGAAAGCUAUGAGUCUGCGCAGCUUUCUCUGCUGUACACUGGUUGAUGAAACUAUUGCAGACGAUGACUUACUCUUAGCUUGGCUGGAAGGCGUCACUGCUGAUCAGGUGCAGAUGUCAGAUGAUGUGCUGGCGCAGACAGUACUCAAUUGCAUGGCACUACUGGCUCGUUUGUCUCCCGCCAUGGCGUCGAAUCUCACUCGAUCCUUACCUCGUCUUGUCGUGCAGGGCAAGAUGACUGCCAGCACCGCAAGUCUGGCUGGCAAUUGUCUGGGUCGGAUUCUGAAAAGCCAACCACAAGAUAUAGUGAUCAGCACGCUUUAUAGUCUCGGCAACGUUCUUAGCACAAACGCUGGGUCUGAGGCUGGUGGCACAGGACUAUUCGCUAACGGCGCUGGUAGCCUCGAUGGCACGACCGUGCCGUACGGCUCGCAACAUGCCCUCGGCAGUUCUAUCUCGUUGGUCAUCAGUGACGAGGAGGAGAGCGCAGUUGUCUCCGGCAGUAUUGUUGAAGCCAUUGUCUCUAUUGCUGUGGCGCGUAAGGAUGCACAGCUUACGGCACUGGUUAUCUCGAUGUUGGUGCAGAAAAUUGGCCGUAUCAAUCAGGUUGUGGAUGCUCGAAUCAUCAAGGAUAUUGCACCCCUUGGUCUUGCUGGUGGGCCGAGUGAGCUACGCGCUCUGCUACGACUAUACAAUCGCGUUGCUAGCGAUGCCACUGUCAAGCACAACGAGCUGUUCAUCAAUGCUGUCACAGAAGCCCGCAUCAGGCUUGCCUCAUGGAUCCGCAAGGACUCCCCUCUGUACGAGGUGUAUCUAGUGCACUUGCUUGGUCUCUGUGUCGGCAGCGGCGACACGGCCGGAGAGCGCACCGUGGAUAUCGUACUGACCUCACAUACCAUCGCACAAUUGUUCAGACCGAUGGCGGUUCUUGUUUCAUCUGACCUGGAGCAUACACCGACUUUCGAGAACGUCGAGGACGUCAAGGCUUUGAGCCGCAACUCUUGGUUCAACCUUGUCGUGCACGGCUUCACCCUCACUUCUCCGUCUGUGAAAGAGAAUGCUAGUGACCUUCAGAUUCUAGCACAAUAUACACUACCUCUUGUCGAUGAAGACCGAAUAGAGCUACCGGAGAGCGGCAUUGAUCUCAAUACUGUCCUCCGACGUGGCUCUCAUUCUCAGCGCAGUGUCGAACAAAAGAACGCACUAAAUGCUGCACUACCACGCUGCGAGGCUGAUAUUCGAGGCUUGUCAUACCAGGAAUGCGUCUUUCUCAACGCUGCAUUGCUGGUGUCGACUAUGCGUGCCCGUGCUGGUGACUGCACCGCAGUCCUACCAUAUUUUACAGAGAGCAAGGUGAAGACCAGUGCUAUGGGAAGUUGCAUGCUAGCUAUCGGGCUCAGCAGUGUCGAGGCUUAUCUUGAGCGUGCACUCAAUGGCAAGCAGCAACAAUUCGCAGCCCCACAGGUUGCACUUCAGUUGGCGACUAUCUUCGAAGGCUGCUGCCAUCGAAUUUCCAAAGUACAGCAUGCUGCUGUCUCCUUCGCAGACCGCAUCACCACUGCCAUACCAUCUGCACUGUGCCAGCGAGCUUCAUUAUUCGCUCUGCUCGAGCUGUUGACCCUGAUGUGGCAGAGCUGUCUCGAUGCUGAGACCGACGAGUAUGACUGGAAGUCGACAUACUCGUCCACGAAAGCUAAUGUCACGCUCCAACUCUCUGAUGAUAUAAACUACAGACAAACCACCUUGACUAACUUUCAUAAGCGUGCUAAGCUGUGGGUUGCCAAAGCCAUCGACGCUGCUCCGCUGGAUGUGAAGGGACUGCUCCAAGCAUUUCUCGAGGACUACGAGGACGAUGGCGCUUACGGACACAUUGCACUCGGUCGUUCGUUUGCCGUUGACAUGGGAUCCAUCAUCCCAAGCACAGACCAGCGACUUAUCAGCCUUGAUCGCCAAAGAGAGGUCGGCGUCAAUACUGCCUCAGACUUCAUGGCUCAGUACACAACGCGGCAGCAAUAUCGGCAGUCCGGCGACGUGCCCUCUACCGAUGGCGACUGGGCCUUUGCAGACUAUGACGGAAGCACGCAUGUCGCUGCUAUCACAGACGGUCACGACACUUGUCCCGAAGCUACCGCGCUCCGUCAGCUCGCAAAUAGGCUGCGCAGGCACGAAGUCGUCCCUUUCGCUGCGCUGCGGGAGACGCUUCGUGACGCUGCGGCAGUAUUGAGCGGCAGUGUUGACGAUCGAUCAUAUCUAAUACACGAUCUGGUCGGAAUACCCUUUGCUGUCUUCACGAAACAGUCCAUCAACCUAGGCGUCUCACUGUGGCUCGGCUUGAUCAAAGAGAACCCAGCGCUAGAGACACGCAUUCUUGCCGAGAUUGCAGCCGGGUGGGAGAGCACUGUUCGCCUGCGUAAAGGUUUCUUCUAUGACUCCUUCCACCAUCAAGACCCAUUCUAUGUCAAGGAGGAAUUUGCGCCUUCUCAGUGGCCCGCCAUCAUUAAACGACAGCAGCUGGCGCACAACCUCAUCGCUCCUCAUCUCCGCUUGACACAAUGGCUUUCGAGCCAUUUCAACGCCACCAGGUUGACUUCGCCUUCCGUGGGCCGUGCGUAUAUCCGUCUGAUGCGCAUCACGAUGUUCGCGAUGAAGCAUGCAGUCACGCAGCCUCUUGCUCGAGAGGUGCACUUCCACGUUGUAUUGCUUGCCCUCACCGUGCUACGCUACUCGACUAGGAUCGAGACCUCAACUCAGAGGAGGUUGAAAGAUGCAAUUCUCUCUGCUGGCCUGGCUUGGUUUGCGGUAGCGCCAAGAUGGUCGUUUGGCAGCAAUAGGUUGCAGGUCAAGGCUGAGAUCAGACUGCUGGGAGACGUCGCAGCCAUGCUGCAGGCAACAACACUGAGCUCACGUUCCACAUCGACAUCAAGAACAGCGUCCAGGCAAGAUUUGCUUCUUCACCUUCUCCAACAGGAAGUUAUUCGCCUGGUCGUAUGGAACACGCCUCUAGCUGCAGACAGCGGGGGCAUGUCCAAGGAGACCAGUCUCGCUCCGUUAGUAGCCACUGCCUGGCAGGAAGACCCUCGCAUCGCGGUACACCUGACAACACGCUUUCCACACUCCAACAGAAUGCAGCAGGCUGUGCGUUCGCUCCUGAUGAGGGAACCGGAGAAGGCCAUUGGCGAGGCAGACGCACUGAAUAUUCUACUGGGCCAAUCGCUGCCAUCAGACAUUCACAGCCAACUCAGAUAUCUGCUAUACUGGGCACCGAUUAACCCCAUGGCCGCAGUCACUUACUCCAUGCCAGCUUAUCGCAACCACCCACUCAUAGUGCAAUACGCUAUGCGAGCCUUGGAGGCUCAUGCCGUCGACAUUACGUUCUUCUAUGUACCACAGAUCGUGCAAACAUUACGCUAUGAUGCACUCGGAUAUGUCGAGCGAUACAUUGUGGAGACAGCCAAGUUCUCGCAGCUCUUCGCUCAUCAGAUAAUCUGGAACAUCAAAGCAAAUUCUUACAAGGACGAAGACUCUCAAGAGCCUGACUCAGCGAAGCCAGUCUUCGACAAAGUCACGAGUGCACUCAUUGCCAGUUUUUCUACGGAAGAUAAAAGCUUCUACGAGCGGGAAUUCGACUUCUUUGGCAAGGUCACUGGCAUCUCGGGCACCCUCAAACCAUUCAUUAAGGCACCGAAACCAGAAAAGAAAGCCAAAAUCGAAGAAGAGCUCCGCAAGAUCCAGCUUGACGUCGGAGUAUACUUGCCGAGCAACCCUGAUGGUGUACUGAUUGGCAUUGACCGUAAGUCUGGCAAACCACUCCAGAGUCACGCCAAGGCACCGUUCAUGGCCACCUUCCGCAUUCGCAAGGAUGAAGGUGAAGUCGAGCCUGGUGAGAGUCAGGUCGCAUCGCAUGGUCAGGAGGUUGUGAAACGUCAGACUUACGAGGUAUGGCAGUCGGCAAUCUUCAAGGUCGGCGACGACUGCAGACAAGAUGUGCUCGCACUCCAGCUCAUUGCUUGCUUUCGUGGCAUCUUCAAUAAUGUUGGUCUGGACGUCUACGUCUUUCCGUAUCGAGUCACAGCGACUGCGCCAGGCUGCGGUGUUAUCGAUGUACUGCCGAACUCCAUUUCUCGCGACAUGCUUGGCCGUGAGGCAGUGAAUGGCCUGUACGAGUACUUUGUCUCGAAGUACGGCUCCGAGGACUCAAUCCGCUUCCAGGAAGCACGCAGCAACUUCAUCAAAAGCAUGGCCGCAUACUCGAUCAUUUCAUACUUGUUGCAAUUCAAGGAUAGGCACAAUGGCAACAUCAUGGUUGACGAUGCGGGCCACAUCCUCCAUAUCGACUUUGGCUUCUGCUUCGACAUCGUACCUGGAGGCGUCAAGUUUGAGCGGGCACCAUUCAAACUGAGCCCUGAGAUGGUAGCAGUCAUGGGCGGAUCUUCACAAUCACAGCCAUUCAAGGCAUUCGAGGAACUCUGUGUCAAGGCCUUCCUGGCAUCGAGGCAGUAUGUUGAGCAAUUGGCACACGUCAUCCAGACCAUGCUUGAUUCUGGCUUACCAUGCUUCAAGCCAACUACCAUUCAGCACUUCAGAGAGCGCUUCGUGCUUGACAGGUCGGAUCGCGAGGCAGCGCAAUUCGUUCGGAAGCUUGUUCAUUGGAGUGAGCGCAGCUACUCGACUGGUGUCUAUGACUACUACCAGCUCUUGACGAACGGCAUCCCAUACUGA